Molecule: messenger RNA, 159 nt
Organism: Diversispora eburnea
Lineage: Eukaryota; Fungi; Glomeromycota; Glomeromycetes; Diversisporales; Diversisporaceae
Source: the annotation of a GenBank genome assembly
AUGAGAUUAUCUUGUACGACAACCUAUUUGUUGGUUCGUGCAUUCCUUGAAUUAUUUGAAAACUCUUCACCAUACAAUCUUCUUAGAGCGAUCGCGGGUUUGAUUAGGGAUAUUAAAGGGCGAAGAGCAAGGACCACAGUGUAUGGUGGAACCUUUUGA